CAAAAACCCCGGCCUGAACUUUUGCUUCAUCUGCGCAAUUGUUCCCGGACAAUUUGCCCCGGCAUCCCUCUCACCGUUUCAAAAUGCCUACAAGUAACGCCCUGAAGGUGCUGCGAUGGCUCUCACGGGGCCCCAGUGCUCUCUUCUCGGGACCUGAGACAGUAACGCAACGAUGCCUGGGCACAACGUUAUCGCGGUCAAUGGCCACAGAGGCUCAAACUACACCAGCAGUUGAUCUGACGAAAGGAAUACCGAACGCCGAUUCAAUUGUCAAUGAUACUACCAAGCCGACCUGGAACCCCUCUCCCGUUCUGGCCACCACGUACUCCUUCCCAUCCAUGGAGCCCGUCCGCUUUGUCGAAUACCCCCGAAACCAGCUUUUCAUGCCGUUAAGGAAAGAUAUCUUACACCGUGCCGUGAUCUACGAAGGUGAUAGCACCCGACAAGGCACAGCUAGCACCAAGUGGAGGGACGAUGUACACGGCAGUGGCAGGAAGCUAUUUGCGCAGAAGGGUUCUGGCCGGGCACGUGUUGGAGACAAGAAAUCGCCUAUUCGACGCGGUGGUGGUGUUGCACACGGUCCUCAUCCCCGAGAUUUCUCUACACAGCUUCCCAAGAAGAUCUAUGAUCAGGCGUGGCGGAUAGCCCUCAGUUACCGGUACAGACGCGGCCAGUUGAUUAUCAUUGACGGCAGGAUAAAGAUACCGAAGAGAGCUUCGACUCACUUGAUCAACGAGAUCAUUGGCGCGAACAGCUGGUUUGGUGGCUCGACGUUGAUCACAGACCAGGUUGACGACAGGUUGUUCGCCGCGGUCAAGGAGCUUGGACAGCAGGCAAAGAUUCUGGAUAGAGCAGAUGUUGAUGUCAAAGAUCUCCUGGAAACCAGGAGGCUGAUUAUUGAGAAGCAGGCGUUGGACAACAUUCUGUCCCAGCAUUCAAGGGACUUGAAGAACAAGCCCGCAAAGGCGGUAUAUUAGGUCUAUCGGGCAUAUUUUUCUAUUCUGGAUCUCUGUUUUCUUCUAAAUCGUCUGUAUGAAUAGCACGCGAAACUUGUCUGUUUGGGGGUAUCAGAUACUGAACUGUGACGGGACGCUAUAACUAAGGACGAAACCCGGUUGUAGGAUACAAAGAUAGAUGUUUCUGACUGGUUUUGAGUAAAGUCCAGGUCUCUAGCCUUUGUACAGUAGAAUACGAGGCAGUGGUAGAGCAUUUUGGUUGAUCCGACCUCGAGGCGGCCUUCCUUGCCCA
Molecule: messenger RNA, 1248 nt
Organism: Monascus purpureus
Lineage: Eukaryota; Fungi; Ascomycota; Eurotiomycetes; Eurotiales; Aspergillaceae
Source: the annotation of a GenBank genome assembly